CUAUACUAUAGCAAGCCCCUUGGAGCACAAAAAUUGAAAUGGAUUGCCAAAUAAUAACAUUUAACAAGCCAAAACUCAAUGGUUGGAGAUGCUCUUACUACUCCGUAAUUUGGGAGUGAGUGAGGCUAUUUGAUAGGGUCUGGCGUUGGUUUAGACAUAAAUAGUAAAAGAAAAAGAAAACCAAGUCAGAGAAUGGCAGACAUCGGCCGCAUCUUUCCUCUCCGUUCAUCUUCCUUCCCAAAACUACCACUGUGAUAUCUUCUUCUACGCUCUCCUUCACAUUAUCACUUUGAUUCAUGAGAUUCCACUCUGCUUCUUGCUUCUAUAAUCUUAUCUUUAUUGUUAUUACUCUGCGUGUUUUUCUUUUUUACAAAUGAUAUUUUUUUCUCGCCAUUAUGAUCGAUCUAGUCUCACAUUCUCUGGACUUUGAUCAGAUCUGAUUGAUUUGAUAGUUUAUUUGCUGAUUGCGUGCGAUUCAAUUGUUCCGGAUCUAUAGAUCCGAUUCUCGAUCUGUUUUCUUAAUCAUAGCGUUUGUUAUGUGAUGAGUUAUCUUCUUUCAGUUCAUGAUGAACAGAUCGGACCCUGGAAUUCGUCCAUGUUGAUUCUUGCAUCUGCUAACUCUUUUUAUUCCAAUUGUUUGUGAAUUUCGAAUUGGAUUUCAAUGAUAAAUCGUACUUCAUACCGCCCCUGUUUUCUGCAUCUAAUAUCUAAUGCGUUUAGUUUGAGAGAAGGUCCAAGAUUUACGCGUGGAUGGACCAUAGGUGCGUGGAGUCUCCACUCUGUUGGGAGUACUUUGAUAUACCUAAAGUCCACCAAAAUUUUGUGAUGCUUAUUACAUCAAAAUUAGUAUUUUUAAUAUUUUUUAAAAUAAAAACAAAAUGCUUAUCUUAAUGUUAUGCAAAUGCUUAUUAGCCUCGUUUGUUGGUGUUUACCUUAAGUCUAUGAAUAUGCCUAGUGCUUUCGUGUUUCUCUCUUUCUAUGUGCAGGUGUAAGUGUAUCUGGACUUGCUCUCUCAUGUAUUCCGUAUGGGUAAUUAGAAUACAAAGGAUCACCGAAGAGAGAUCAAAUUUCAUAAAUGACUCUUAUUUUGUGUGAGUUUGCCAGGUGAGUGAUUUUGUCCCCACUUUUUUGAAUGGAUUUAGCUAUUUGUACCCCAAGAUUUCUGCCGCAGGUGUACAUCUUCAUUUUGUGGUAAUGUGAUGCUAGGGUGAUGGUUUAAAUUGGUACAAAAUGUUGCGCAAACUUUUAUUAUCGUACUAGUAUUUUGUGCCAUCGUGAACUAUCGAAAUGUUAGUGAAUAUCUUUAGUGUCACUUUGAGGCAAGGUACGUUUUUUUUGAUGUAAUUGUAGCAUGUUUGUUUUUUUAAUUUACUUAUUUACUUGUCUAUAAUGCUAAGGUUUUAUUUUGCAUUCAACAGACAAGUGAAAAAUGCCAAGGCUGCGAGAUAUGCAAUGCUUUCACUUGGCGUCUAACAAAAUUUCCAGGUAUUAAUUCAUUUUUUUACCAAAUCAUUUACUCCGUAUAAAACUUCUCCUAACUUUUUGUCAAUAUUUUCAAGUGACUAGUCUCUUAUUUAGAUAUUUUUACAAAAAAUACUGCAACAAAAAAUUUAUAAGGCAAAAACUAUUUAUAAAUAUCCUUGGUUUGCAUGACAUUGAGAACCAAUGUCAAGGGAUGACCCGGCGCCGCUCCAGUGCCCGUUCGUAAAAUUAACGGUUCCUACCCCCGUAAACUAUCCCACCCUGACCCGAACACACCCCCCACUUCUUCAAUUGCACCCCACAAGUUGAUUUUGACUUUAGAGUCAAAAUUUGACUUCAAAGUCAAAAUCAACUUGUGUGGUGCAAUUGAAGGGGGUGUGUUCGGGUAGGUGCCGGGGUGGGGGAUUUACCGGGGGUUAAGGGGUAGGAACCGUCAAUUUUACGAACAGGAUACCAGAGCGGCCCCGGGUCAUCCCAUGACAUUAGUUCGCAAUGUCAUGUGCCCAAAUAAAUAAUAAGUCAAGAAGUACUUACACAAAAACAUUGAUUUAGAAAAGAUCUCAACAGUGUAUAAAAGAGUAAAAUAGAUUUUUCCGUAACCUUAGUAUUGGUGAAUUUACAAUGAUAAAGUAUCCAAUGCAACAACGAAAAGGACAAGUAUAAUAUUAGGAGCCUCUUAUUUUUACCACAAAAAAAUACAACAUUUUUACAAAAAUACAAUGUGAAUAUCUAUGGUAUUCUAUUUUUAAAAUUGAUUGUUUUUACCCCCCGUUCCUAAAAGUAAUGUUCUAACAUUUAAAAAUGCUAGAAUUAGAACAGGUAACUCUAGCAUCACCCUCCGAAUCAACUGCCACAAUCUCUAUGUGUGUGGUUUUUUGGUUAGCACCCCUCAAGGGGAACAUUGGUAUGUGUUUAGAGAUUCUGAAGUUGGAGAUAUAGGUCCUCGAACCUAUAUGGAUAAAGCGAUAGCUAUACAGAACUUGUUCCUAAGACAAAGCAGCAUCGUAAUGCGCCUACACCUACAAGAGAGAGUAUUCCGUUGGGUAGGGAUGCAAUGAUCGGAGCGGUAGAUUCAAUUGCGUCUCCAUGGCAUGUUGAUGAUAAUGGGAUUGCGAUCAUAUCCCAAUCAAAAGCCAAAAGUGCGGUCGUGCUCAUUCAGAUGAUAUCAGAGGCGAUUCGUUUUCAUACUGUGCUCGAUACUUUGGCAGGGCUUGAUGUUUUCUACCCAACCUUCACCGCCAAAUUUGGGUUGAUCAGAACAGAUGGUCCCAAAUUGGGAAAGAUAUAUUUAAAAAUCUAAGGGCAUUACAUGGGAUUGAAGAAGACGUACCUAAAGAUAAAGAAGGAUUGGAAGCACUUGAAGAACUCAUGAAUAAUCAUGAACUUGUUUCUGUGAUUAUGAGGCUUGCGGCAUAUCACUGUACAAGUUGGAGUUUGGGACUUUAUUUUUGCUUUGCAUACUAUGCGUUCUUCUUUGGAGCUUUUUCAUUUUUCUUUUAAUGAUGUUUUCUUCCUUGCCUCCCUUUAAUCAAUCACUAUCUUCUUUUUUAAUUUGUUGUACUAUAAUUUAUUUUGUUUUUUGAUUUACUUUGCUUGAAUUGCAGCGAGAAAGAUUAAUCUUCUGGGCAUGCAUCUAGCUCUUCAUCUUCUAGGAAGAGCAAAGAGGUUCUAAAAGAGAAGGACGAGUCAUGUGGCUUAAAGGAGUGGAAGAGUAAAAGCUCUGGACAAUCCAAGUCUCCGUUUUCAAGGAAUGUGGGGGGCAAGAUGGGUAGUAGAGGUAGGCAAUCUAGGCUUGGAAGUUUCUUUGCAUCUUUUUUUUGUUUUAGAUGAAGCAGGCUAGGAAUGUGUACAAACACUAACUAUAUGAUCUGUUUGACUUUUAUUAAUUAUGUAUUUUCUACAAGUGUGUAUUAACUUAAAGGAGCUGAGUUUCUAUUGGCUUCAUCUAUUGAAUUGAAUGAGAGGAUCAUCAUUAUCAUGUUCACCUUACAUCACACCAUUAUAUGACAAGAUCCCAUCAAAGGGGCUCAAAAUGGUGGAAAACUUAAUGAUUUUGCAAAUGAUUAUUUUUGAAAAGAAAUUAUGUAUCAAUUU
Molecule: messenger RNA, 3576 nt
Organism: Cuscuta campestris
Lineage: Eukaryota; Viridiplantae; Streptophyta; Magnoliopsida; Solanales; Convolvulaceae
Source: the annotation of a GenBank genome assembly